Messenger RNA from Austrofundulus limnaeus, 1025 nucleotides. RefSeq names its product chymotrypsin-like protease CTRL-1. The record is from RefSeq and is a predicted model, not a curated record. The transcript is spliced from 6 exons. Gene Ontology annotation, molecular function: serine-type endopeptidase activity. Bases 1 to 963 code for a protein of 320 amino acids. NCBI's taxonomy places the organism in Eukaryota, Metazoa, Chordata, Actinopteri, Cyprinodontiformes, Rivulidae. Gene Ontology annotation, biological process: proteolysis.
AUGGCAGCUGUSACUGGGUGGAUCCUUUUAUUGUGUACACUUCUCUGUGGGCAAGAGGUGAAGACUCAGAACUGCGGACAGGCUCCCCUCAACACAAAAAUAGUGGGUGGUGACUCAGCCGCCGCUGGCGCAUGGCCCUGGCAGGUCAGCAUUCACUACAAAUCCAGCCACAUCUGUGGAGGGACCCUCAUCAACAACCAGUGGGUGCUCACAGCAGCCCACUGCAUUUUAUCACAAUCACUGAAUCUGUGGACUCUGUACUUUGGAAGACAGACUCAGGCAGGCCCAAAUGCUAAUGAGGUUGCAGGCAGUGUGUCCCUGAUCAUCGUCCAUCCAAAGUAUAACAACACGCAGUACAACAAUGACCUUGCCUUGAUGAAGCUCAGCAGCCGGCUCACUUUCACCCUCUACAUCAGUCCAAUCUGCCUUGCAAGCAGCUCCAGCCAGUUCUUCGACACCACUUCCUGCUGGGCUACUGGCUGGGGAAGAAUUAAUCCGAAUGUGUCCCUGCCAGAUUCCUCGGCACUGCAGGAGGUUCAGAGUCCAGUCGUCGGAAACAAUCAGUGUAAAUGCACGUACAUCCCAACAGGCACGCCCAUCACUAACCAAAUGAUUUGUGCGGGAAUACAGGACAAAGGCACAUGCCAGGGAGACUCCGGGGGACCUUUGCAAUGCAGACAAGGCUCAUCCUGKAUCCAGGCUGGCAUCACGAGUUUUGGAAUACCUUGUGCCACCGGUCGUUUCCCUGAAGUCUACGCCCGAGUGUCAGAGUUUCAGGACUGGAUCAACAGUCAGGUGGCCGGCAGCACAGUUAACUUUGUGACAUUUACUUCCAGUGGUGUCAACCAAGAUAGCAGCUUUGUGUGUAACAACACGAUCGUUUUAAGUUCAGGACAAGUUUCGUUAAAGUUUUCACUAAUCAUCCUAGUCACAAGUGCUGCUGCACACAUUGUAGACCUAUAAGACCUGUUUGACAUUUCUUGAUGCACUUUAACAUGGUUUACAAACUAUUUAGGGUUUAGACA